CACCGUCCGGUUCACAGCAAACUGAACUCAGCUCUAUGACAUUACCACAGGUGGCCCAUUUCAGUGCGAAGUUCGCAUCGCAAAUCACUUUCCACACGGUAGGAAAGAUGAUGGUGGCAAUAAACUACUCUGGAGCUGCGCUGCAUGAAUUAUGAGUUUGGAACUUGGAACUAGUUUGCAAGAGAGGCAACCUUGAUGCAGAGAUUUUUGAAUCGAUAUCAAUUCUUCGAGUUUCGUCAAGUUUGCGCAACGGCGAUAGAAUCGUUGCAAAUUCUGAAGAAUGCAACAGGUUCUGAUAAGAAUGAGAUGUACGUGAGAUUCCACUGGGGCGCAGUAGGGUCUCAAUGUCGGACGUCUUAUCACGCAGCAUCAAACCUAUAAAACGUUUGACGACAUAAUUUGCAUCGCAGUAUCUAUUGUGCCAUGCUGUCGGAAGCAUAGAAUCAGUCUAUGAUUCGUAACAAUGAAGGUAAGGUAGCUUCGAGGAUCAUAACUAAAGUAUCAAGCGUAACAUCGUUUCUCGUUCCUUAAUUCUACAGAUAGCACCCGUCGUGCUGUUGUCGCUCGUCCUGAUGGGAAUGGUUUUGGCGGAUCCGUUGUUCCUGUUCGAUGACAUGUUUCGGCAGCAGCGGGCCCUAAUGAGGAUUUGGGCCAGAUCCCAGCAGCAUACGGCAGAAGCUUUAAUGGGAGGAGUCAGUGGAGGUGGAGGCGACAAAGGAGGACAUCAUUCGAGCGACUCGGAACACCAUGGCAAAUUCCAUCACGGAAGGCACCACGGCAAAAAGCAUCACAAGAAGAGCAAAAAAGGUCGUCGUCACCACAAGUUUAUGCGGCUGCACAAUGUUCUGGCGCGACUGCAUCGGCGAGGACAAACCCGGCGGAUGCAGCGACUGAGGGAUUGGGGCAAGUGGUUCGGUUAA
Aedes albopictus (Asian tiger mosquito) is the source of this 920-nucleotide messenger RNA. RefSeq lists its product as uncharacterized. The transcript has a single exon. Bases 573 to 920 code for a protein of 115 amino acids. Lineage: Eukaryota; Metazoa; Arthropoda; Insecta; Diptera; Culicidae. The record is from RefSeq and is a predicted model, not a curated record.